GAGAGUGAAAGGACAAAUGACUGAGAGACUGCCCCCUCCCACUGGUGCGGGCGUGCGGGGGUCGGAUGGGGGACCGCGGAGGAGGGAGGUGGCCAGCAGGUGCCUGGGCUCCAGGCCCCUACCCCCACCCCUCGUCCCCAUCCUCACCCACACCCACACCCAGGGAUUGGCCUCGCCCCCUGGCGGGCGAGCGGUAGGUGUCGAGGCAGUGGGGUGGGGGGUGCAAACCCCGCGGGCAGCGGAAAAGAGGCCGUGGGGGGCCUCCUGGCCCCGGCAGACACCGUAAGGCUGGCACCCGCCAACACGCACACCCAGUCCGCAGCCCCGAGGAAUAUGUCCGCAGCCAGGGCGCGGAGCAGAGUCCCGGGCAGGAGAACCAAGGGAGGGCGUGUGCUGUGGCGGCGGCGGCAGCGGCAGCGGCAGCGGAGCCGCUAGUCCCCUCCCUCCUGGGGGAGCAGCUGCCGCCGCUGCCGCCGCCGCUGCCGCCGCCGCCGCCGCCGCCACCACCACCAUCAGCGCGCGGGGCCCGGCCGGAGCGCGCCGGGCGAGCGGCGCGCUAGGGGGAGGGCGGGGGCGGGGAGGGGGGUGGGCGAAGGGGGCGGGAGGGCGUGGGGGGAGGGUCUCGCUCUCCCGACUACCAGAGCCCGAGAAGGAGACCCUGGCGGCGGCGGCGGCGGCGGCGCCUGACACUCGGCGCCUCCUGCCGUGCUCCGGGGCAGCAUGUCCGAGGCUGGCGGGGCCGGGCCGGGCGGCUGCGGGGCAGGGGCCGGGCCCGGGGCGCUGCCGCCCGCGCCCCCGCAGGGCUCCCCCUGCGCCGCUGCCGCGGGGGGCUCGGGCGCCUGCGGUCCGGCGACGGCAGUGGCUGCAGCGGGCACGGCCGAAGGACCGGGAGGCGGUGGCUCGGCCCGAAUCGCCGUGAAGAAAGCGCAACUACGCUCCGCUCCGCGGGCCAAGAAACUGGAGAAACUCGGAGUGUACUCCGCCUGCAAGGCCGAGGAGUCUUGUAAAUGUAAUGGCUGGAAAAACCCUAACCCCUCACCCACUCCACCCAGAGCCGAUCUGCAGCAAAUAAUCGUCAGUCUAACAGAAUCCUGUCGGAGUUGUAGCCAUGCCCUAGCUGCUCAUGUUUCCCACCUGGAGAAUGUGUCAGAGGAAGAAAUGAACAGACUCCUGGGAAUAGUGUUGGAUGUGGAAUAUCUCUUUACCUGUGUCCACAAGGAAGAAGAUGCAGAUACCAAACAAGUUUAUUUCUACCUAUUUAAGCUCUUGAGAAAGUCUAUUUUACAAAGAGGAAAACCUGUGGUUGAAGGCUCUUUGGAAAAGAAACCCCCAUUUGAAAAACCUAGCAUUGAACAGGGUGUGAAUAACUUUGUACAGUACAAAUUUAGUCACCUGCCAGCAAAAGAAAGGCAAACAAUAGUUGAGUUGGCAAAAAUGUUCCUAAACCGCAUCAACUAUUGGCAUCUGGAGGCACCAUCUCAACGAAGACUGCGAUCUCCCAAUGAUGAUAUUUCUGGAUACAAAGAGAACUACACAAGGUGGCUGUGUUACUGCAAUGUGCCACAGUUCUGCGACAGUCUACCUCGGUACGAAACCACACAGGUGUUUGGGAGAACAUUGCUUCGCUCGGUCUUCACUGUUAUGAGGCGACAACUCCUGGAACAAGCAAGACAGGAAAAAGAUAAACUGCCUCUUGAAAAACGAACUCUAAUCCUCACUCAUUUCCCAAAAUUUCUGUCCAUGCUAGAAGAAGAAGUUUAUAGUCAAAACUCUCCCAUCUGGGAUCAGGAUUUUCUCUCAGCCUCUUCCAGAACCAGCCAGCUAGGCAUCCAAACAGUUAUCAAUCCACCUCCUGUGGCUGGGACAAUUUCAUACAAUUCAACCUCAUCUUCCCUUGAGCAGCCAAAUGCAGGGAGCGGCAGUCCUGCCUGCAAAGCCUCUUCUGGACUUGAGGCAAACCCAGGAGAAAAGAGGAAAAUGACUGAUUCUCAUGUUCUAGAGGAGGCCAAGAAACCCCGAGUUAUGGGGGAUAUUCCGAUGGAAUUAAUCAACGAGGUUAUGUCUACCAUCACGGACCCUGCAGCAAUGCUUGGACCAGAGACCAACUUUCUGUCAGCACACUCUGCCAGGGAUGAGGCGGCAAGGUUGGAAGAGCGCAGGGGUGUAAUUGAAUUUCACGUGGUUGGCAAUUCCCUCAACCAGAAACCAAACAAGAAGAUCCUGAUGUGGCUGGUUGGCCUACAGAACGUUUUCUCCCACCAGCUGCCCCGAAUGCCAAAAGAAUACAUCACACGGCUCGUCUUUGACCCGAAACACAAAACCCUUGCUUUAAUUAAAGAUGGCCGUGUUAUUGGUGGUAUCUGUUUCCGUAUGUUCCCAUCUCAAGGAUUCACAGAGAUUGUCUUCUGUGCUGUAACCUCAAACGAGCAAGUCAAGGGCUAUGGAACACACCUGAUGAAUCAUUUGAAAGAAUAUCACAUAAAGCAUGACAUCCUCAACUUCCUCACAUAUGCAGAUGAAUAUGCAAUUGGAUACUUUAAGAAACAGGGUUUCUCCAAAGAAAUUAAAAUACCUAAAACCAAAUAUGUUGGCUAUAUCAAGGAUUAUGAAGGAGCCACUUUAAUGGGAUGUGAGCUAAAUCCACGGAUCCCUUACACAGAAUUUUCUGUCAUCAUUAAAAAGCAGAAGGAGAUAAUUAAAAAGCUGAUUGAAAGAAAACAGGCACAGAUUCGAAAAGUUUACCCUGGACUUUCAUGUUUUAAAGAUGGAGUUCGACAGAUUCCUAUAGAAAGCAUUCCUGGAAUUAGAGAGACAGGCUGGAAACCGAGUGGAAAAGAGAAAAGUAAAGAGCCCAGAGACCCUGACCAGCUUUACAGCACGCUCAAGAGCAUCCUCCAGCAGGUGAAGAGCCAUCAAAGCGCUUGGCCCUUCAUGGAACCUGUGAAGAGAACAGAAGCUCCAGGAUAUUAUGAAGUUAUAAGGUUCCCCAUGGAUCUGAAAACCAUGAGUGAACGCCUCAAGAAUAGGUACUACGUGUCUAAGAAAUUAUUCAUGGCAGACUUACAGCGAGUCUUUACCAAUUGCAAAGAGUACAACCCCCCUGAGAGUGAAUACUACAAAUGUGCCAAUAUCCUGGAGAAAUUCUUCUUCAGUAAAAUUAAGGAAGCUGGAUUAAUUGACAAGUGAUUUUUUUCCCCUCUGCUUCUUAGAAACUCAUCAAGCAGUGUGCCUAAAGCAAGGUGGUUUAGUUUUUUACAAAGAAUUGGACAUGAUGUAUUGAAGAGACUUGUAAAUGUAAUAAUUAGCACUUUUGAAAGACAAAAAACCUCCUUUUAGCUUUUCAGAUAUGUAUUUAAAUUGAAGUCAUAGGACAUUUUUAUUUUAUGGAAUAGAUUUUAAUCUAUUUACUACUAUUAAGGUAAAUUUUCUAUGGCAUGUCCAUUAGCUGACUAUUUCAUGAUAGAUGAUUAGGGGUUUCCUCAAAACCUGUGUGUAAGGAAAUUGCACAUAGUAGCAAAAUUUGGAGAAAUCCAUAAAAUUUUCAGACCGUGAAUGAAUGUUUCCAUUUUUUUCUAAUGGAAUGUGAGAGUUUAUUUUUAUUUUAUUCUGAAGGACUUUAAGGAAGGGAUACAUGAUUUUAAAAAAGCCUGUAAGAGGUGAAAUAUGUGACGUUUGAAGUCUCUUUAUAGACUUUUUAUAUAUAUUUUUUAAAACACUCAUCUAGAUGAGGUGCUUUGAGCAGUUCUGAAAAAUGCAGUUCCAGGAAAGCAACUGCUUUGGUUCCUAAGGAAGAAAUUCUAAAUAAUGCAAACUUUUUAAAUAAGCAUCUAGGUUUUUGAUAAUUCUGUCUACCUACAACAAACUUGUUAGUACAUAACCACUAUUUUAAUAAUUAUUUUCUCUACACAAAUGUGUAAUAUCAUAUUUGACUUUGCUUAUGCAGGCCAUAAGUUCCAAAAGAUAAUUUCCCUGCCCACAAAGGCAUAAACUUGAAAACACAUGAGAUUGAAUCAACAUGCUUUAAUAGGAAAAGAUGUGUGGUCUAUAUAUGUAUCAAUCUGGUGAAUGCUCAUUCUAAUAAAGGUUCUUUUUCUUUUCUAUGAUACACACAGCCACACUUAUAAUAUGUAAAUGAACAUUUUUUUGUCUCUCCAGAUUAUGUUUAUUGUCUGAGGUAAAUUAAAUUCCCACCAGGGUUUGCUGUCAGUAUUUUAACACCCAUAUUAGUAUAUGGGUCCAGGGUCAUAACCCCCUAAAAUCCAUCAUGCAACCUUAUUAAUCUGUCUUGGGAUUCCAGUUUAGUGCUUGGAUUUAUUUCCUGAUUACACUACAUAGAAAAGUGAGACAUCUGCCAACCCAACUCUGGGAAAACCAACUAAUAUACAACCAUAUAAAGGAAGGCCAUCUUGAUGGUCUCAACACUAAUUUUUAUGAUGCAAAUUUAUAAACUGAUUUUUGUAAAGGACAAAGUUUUAAAAGCGUAUUUAACUUGAUGUUUUCUAUCAGCAUAAAUAAAAUGGUCAUGAAUAGUCAUUAAAAACAGUUGCCAGUGAUAAUCUGCAUGAAGGAAAAAGAACCCUGCAAAUGGCUAUUGAGUUGGAAGUAUUGUUUUUGAUAUGUAAGAGAUAUUCAGAAUGCUCACACUGAAAAUGCCUCAACUUUUUAAAGUAUAAGAAACCACCAUGAGUGGUGUCUAGAUUUCUAAUGAAGAAUCAUGAUACAGUUUGGAUUAAGUAUCUUGGACUGGUUUUAAACAGUGCUUUGUACUGGAUCUGCUGAAGCAUCUGUCCAGCUGGUAUCCUGUGAAAGUUUGUUAUUUUCUGAGUAGACAUUCUUAUAGAGUAUUGUCUUUAAAAUCAGAUUGUCUCUUCUAUAUUGAAAGCAUUUUUAUGUUUUCUAAUUUAAAAAUUAAUAUUUUCUUAUAGAUACUGUGCAAUAAAGCUGAAGUAGAAUGUGUGGUUUUUGCAAAUGCUUUAACAGCUGAUAAAAUUUUACAUUUGUAAAAUUAAUAUAUUGUACUGGUACAAAAUAGUUUUAAAUUAUAUUUUAAAGAGCUUCCAA
Nomascus leucogenys (northern white-cheeked gibbon) is the source of this 5061-nucleotide messenger RNA. RefSeq names its product lysine acetyltransferase 2B (gene KAT2B). NCBI's taxonomy places the organism in Eukaryota, Metazoa, Chordata, Mammalia, Primates, Hylobatidae. Gene Ontology annotation, cellular component: histone acetyltransferase complex; nucleus. Gene Ontology annotation, molecular function: protein binding; histone H3 acetyltransferase activity. Gene Ontology annotation, biological process: chromatin remodeling; positive regulation of transcription by RNA polymerase II. The record is from RefSeq and is a predicted model, not a curated record.